AUGGGCGCCUAUCUCUAUGGGCGCAUAUCUCUAUGGGCGCCUAUCUCUACGGGCGCUUAUCUCUAUGGGCGCCUAUCUCUAGGGGCGCCUAUCUCUAGUGGCGCCUAUCUCUAUGGGCGCCUAUCUCUAGGGGCGCCUAUCUCUAUGGGCGCCUAUCUCUAUGGGCGCCUAUCUCUAUGGGCGCCUAUCUCUAUGGGGGCGCCUAUCUCUAUGGGCGCCUAUCUCUUUGGGCGCCUAUCUCUAUGGGCGCCUAUCUCUAUGGGCGCCUAUCUCUAUGGGCGCCUUUCUCUAUGGGCGCCUAUCUCUAGGGGCGCCUAUCUCUAUGGGCGCCUAUCUUUAGCGGCGCCUAUCUCUAGGGGCGCCUAUCUCUAG
Closterium sp. NIES-65 is the source of this 372-nucleotide messenger RNA. NCBI's taxonomy places the organism in Eukaryota, Viridiplantae, Streptophyta, Zygnematophyceae, Desmidiales, Closteriaceae. The record is from the annotation of a GenBank genome assembly.